UAGUUCCGCACACCACCUUUCACCCUUAUUAUAUCACACAAAAUAAAACAAUCUUCCCCUUCUCUACUUGCCUUUGCGGACUAAACGAAGCUCCCUUCCUUUAUAAACACCACCUUCUUUCUCACUCUCUCUUGAUCUCUCCUCAUCUUUUUUAUAUCUAUAUCUAUAUUUAAUAUCUAUUUAUAAACAGAUUAUUAUUAUUUAGUUUAUAAAUAGUACAGUAUCUAGAAAUGGCGUGUGCAAGUUUCGUAAAACUAAACACAGCAUCAUCAUCACCGUGGAUCGGUCAACGAUCAUUCAAUCAACGUUCCGGAUCUUCCUCCCGAUCAUCCGCAGCUCGCGUUUCCGUCAUCCGUGCCGGAUCUUACUCCCAGGAGCUUGUUCAAACCGCUAAAACAAUUGCUUCGCCUGGUCGUGGUAUCCUUGCUAUCGACGAGUCAAAUGCAACUUGUGGAAAGAGAUUGGUGUCUAUCGGAUUAGACAACACCGAAGCCAACAGGCAAGCCUAUAGACAACUUCUAUUGACCACUCCUGGAUUGGGUCAGUACAUUUCUGGUUCCAUCCUAUUUGAGGAGACCCUAUACCAGUCAACUACUGAUGGAAAGAAGAUGGUUGACUGCUUGCGCGAGCAGAACAUCGUACCCGGUAUCAAAGUUGACAAGGGUUUGGUUCCCCUUCCAGGAUCCAACAACGAAUCUUGGUGCCAAGGGUUAGAUGGAUUGGCUUCCAGAUCAGCCGAGUAUUACAGCCAAGGAGCUCGUUUUGCCAAGUGGCGUACUGUUGUAAGUAUUCCUUGUGGUCCAUCUGCAUUGGCUGUGAAAGAAGCAGCAUGGGGACUUGCACGUUAUGCUGCUAUUUCCCAGGACAACGGUUUGGUGCCUAUUGUGGAGCCUGAGAUUCUUCUUGAUGGUGACCACAGCAUCGACACCACACUUGAAGUGGCCGAAAGAGUUUGGUCCGAAGUGUUCUAUUACUUGGCAGAAAACAAUGUUAUGUUUGAGGGAAUUUUGCUAAAGCCCAGCAUGGUUACACCAGGAGCUGACCACAAGGAAAAGGCAGACCCAGAAACCAUUGCUAAAUAUACACUAACUAUGCUCAAGAGGAGGGUCCCACCUGCAGUUCCUGGAAUCAUGUUUUUGUCAGGAGGACAAUCUGAAAUGGAAGCUACACUUAACCUACACGCGAUGAACCAAAGCCCUAACCCAUGGCACGUAUCCUUCUCAUACGCACGUGCUCUUCAAAACUCUGUUCUCAAGGCAUGGCAAGGACGCCCCGAGAAUGUAGAAGCAGGCCAGAAAGCUCUUUUGACCCGUGCUAAAGCAAACUCAUUGGCGCAGCUCGGAAAGUACUCUGCUGAAGGUGAAAGUGAAGAUGCUAAGAAAGGAAUGUUUGUCAAGGGGUACACCUACUAAGCUUGGAAGGUAUCACUUAGGUUGGUUCAAUAUUUUCAGUUAUGGAAGCCAAGGGACUCGAAAAGUUCAGUUUGAUUUGUUCCGUCCAUCCAUUUUGACUUCUACUUGUAAUUUUGCAUUUGCUUGAAUAAUUUGGUCUGUUAUGACAAUGAGAGAAAACUAAGAUCUGACCCAUUAAUUGUGGGGUGGUCAAAGGUGAGGGGGUGAGUCGUGGGUGUAUGUACCAUCUUAAAGUUAUGUCGUCAUAGACAUGUUUUGAAAGAAUCAUACUAUAAGGCUAGUUUUGUGCAAAAAAGAUUCCAGGUUUUCAUUUCUCUUAUGUGUUGUUAAAUUGAGAUCAAAACAGUCUGGAUGAAA
This is a messenger RNA of Erigeron canadensis, 1769 nucleotides long. RefSeq names its product fructose-bisphosphate aldolase 3, chloroplastic. The coding region runs from base 231 to 1412 and encodes 393 amino acids. The transcript is spliced from 6 exons. Gene Ontology annotation, molecular function: fructose-bisphosphate aldolase activity. NCBI's taxonomy places the organism in Eukaryota, Viridiplantae, Streptophyta, Magnoliopsida, Asterales, Asteraceae. Gene Ontology annotation, cellular component: cytosol. The record is from RefSeq and is a predicted model, not a curated record. Gene Ontology annotation, biological process: fructose 1,6-bisphosphate metabolic process; glycolytic process.